This is a messenger RNA of Morchella importuna, 333 nucleotides long. RefSeq lists its product as uncharacterized. Bases 1 to 333 code for a protein of 110 amino acids. The transcript has a single exon. The record is from RefSeq and is a predicted model, not a curated record. NCBI's taxonomy places the organism in Eukaryota, Fungi, Ascomycota, Pezizomycetes, Pezizales, Morchellaceae.
AUGUCUGACACAAUCCCCGCCUCCACCAGGCCCCAAGACAAGUUCGCUUACCUAUGCGAGAAGUACCCCAAUUCCGCCGACCACCUAAUAUCCUUCGCGGGCUACCAAGAAGCCGUGGCCGAGAUCAUUCCACCCAUUGAGUUGGAGAGGGCCCUACUAAGCCAGAUAAAACAUGAGUUGUGGACAUUGAUCUGCGAGGGAGCGGCGAGCGAAGAGCUAGAGGACUUUCUCGGUGAACUGCUGGAGCUGGUAUCCUGUAUGCUGGAGAGUAAACAGCGGGUUGAACUUCAUACGAAGGCUCUGGCGGAGUCUAUGCGGAGGGACGUUAGGUAG